Messenger RNA from Frankliniella occidentalis (western flower thrips), 5220 nucleotides. RefSeq lists its product as uncharacterized. The record is from RefSeq and is a predicted model, not a curated record. The transcript has 7 exons. The coding region runs from base 386 to 1474 and encodes 362 amino acids. Lineage: Eukaryota; Metazoa; Arthropoda; Insecta; Thysanoptera; Thripidae. Gene Ontology annotation, cellular component: membrane.
UUUUUUGACAAUGUACACCUUUUUAGGAGUUAAGCGUGAGAUUUAGGAAAUGCAAUCAGGUAUAUUUAGUUUCACUGUCAAGAUUAAAAUCAAACUUAGACACCACGUUUUAACAAAAUUAAAUGUCGGGUCAGCGAGUUCCAUUUUGACUUGAGUAGUAAAACUGAUGUUUUCUUUGCAGGAGCUUAGUUGACUAUAGUAGUAAAUGCAUAAAGAUGGCGUUGUUUUGUAAAAUGCGAUUUCCACUGUAAUUUUGUCUGAAUAUGAAUUAAAAUUGCAACAGUAACUCGUAAAUUAAGUCUUGUUGUAUCCCUUCGAUCCUAAGCUGGCCUUGCGGUUCACCAUGGGUUUGCAUGGCUUUCAACUGGUGUAGGCUAGUUGGGCCAUGCAGGCACAGCCAGGUCGACGCUAUCUUAACUCCGUCUCAGAUUUGUAUGGUGCUGAUGAAAUAGAAGUGUUGUGGGACGAAAUUCGCACGCUGGAGCCCUCAAGUUGUCGCCCCGAGGACCUGCAGAGAGGAAGUUAUAUUGGAACGUCAGGUGAGGACGGAGAUUUUGCAACCUGCUCUAGCCAUAUUAAAAAUGACUUAAGUGACGACGAAAUAUUCUUUGAAGCGGAGACAUCUUUGGAGGACUUCGAGAUUGCGGGCAGUCAGACCCACGUGGCCAGCGUGGCUGACUGUGAGUCGCCCGCGGUCACGGUCCGCUCGUGGGACUCUCAUGCUAACUAUCGGGUCCCAGGGUCCCACCCAGGCUCCAUUUUCCAUGGAGUCAUUCUCUACUGUGAUGAGACUCAUCUCAAGUCAUCAACAGGAGUUGUCCGAUUGCUAUUAGUGAUUUCCUCAGUAGCAUGUUUAGCAUGUCUGUGCUCAUCUGGGACAGUGAAACUAGGGCUCUUUAUGUUGCCCCUAGUUUCCCGUCUCCGCCUGAUGAUGUUUGUCACCAUAUUCAGUUUGCUGGUUACAAUAUUGCUCCUAUUUCUAGACAUUUCUCAUAUAAUAUAUCUUUUUCCAUUCAACUGGGGAAAGCUGAAUGCAUGGUUUUAUGUCAGUGUUAGUGCACUUUACCUCAUCAGCUCCUCACUCAUCUUGCAUCUGCUCAAUGAAUAUCAAGAAUCGUACUCCUGGAUUCCUAAGAAAACCCGGGACCAUCUCCUAGCAACUGGAAUCUUGGGCUACAUAUGCGCUGUUGAGGCCCUUGUACUAUCAGUGACAACAAGCUGUUGUCAAAGAGAUCAAUAUCGCCCUGUUGUUACUGAAGAUUCAAGUGAGAUGAAGGUCCGAGAUUCAGCACUGCAGCCACUUCGAUCUGACAGUCCACAACACCGCAUGACUCCUCCAAACAAGUUGGCGGUGCCAUCCUCGGCCUCCACUUCCUCUCGAGUGUCUCGGAUGCGCAAUUCUGCAUCUGCUCCUCUCUGGCCUCUUGAUGAUGGACAACCAGGAUCUUCGAAGCGUAAUGAUGGGUAUGCAUGACAGGUCACUGAAAUUCUCUUGUAAACUAGGCUUUUAUAGAUCUCAGAAUACCAAGGAGUAUUUGUCCAACCAAUUCUGCUUGCAGUUUGCGAUUCAUUUAAUUUCCCCAUAUUUUUGUAGGUGGGAACAAAAUUAAAACCUUAGAUUAUUGCUGGAAGUGCCUGUCACUUAUUUAUAAUCUCACUAGUCUUCAGGUUAUCACUCACAGAAAAUAUUUUCAUUGUUAAAGUAACGUAUCACGUGUAUGUAAGUCCACCUGCAGGGGCCGUUAGCAGUCCUCUGUGACAGGUAUCAUGUAUCAUUAUCCUACUUGACUUACCAGACAGAUUGAUAUAGUUCACCCGUAAAGUGUUCCAGUAUUUUUGUAUUGUAGCAAACAUAAAAAGUAAUUUUUAUGCCAAGCUUUCAAAAUUUGUGAUCAUUUCUGAUAAACUAUCUUUAGAUAGCAAAGGAGAAUGUGAAAAUGUCAGCCAAACCAGCUUUAACUUGUAGCAGGCAGAAGUAAUUCUUUUACAUUACAUUAUAUGUCCUUUUUAUUUUCUAGUCAGCCUGUGGCUAGUGAUUUGAACAUCAUUUGUUCAUCACGUUCAAGUAAUGAAUUCUAGAUUGCCUAAAUCAGGUUUUCUGACUGAUUCCUUUUUUAAUGUGAUAUUUUUUUUUAAUUGUACAAAGUUCAUUCCAUUUCUUUGACAUCAUCAUGAGGGGCUUUGAACCUCUUUUACUCUUCCAUUUUAACCUCAAGCAUGAUUUGUACAUGCUUACGCUUCCUAGCCCACAGUAUUUCUAUUAAUUUAUUUUUAUUUCAUUCCAUUUCCAUUGUGUUUUUAUACUUCCUAUUUAUUUACUUUAAUUUAGAUAAUCAUUUGUGAGGUUUUUCUAUCUGUGGAUUAUGUACUGUCUAUAUACUCAGGCUGCUUUUGUCUGCUCAUGUGUCACCUGGAAUCAACUUGUUGGAUAACAGUGUUGAUGAGGGAGGAAGCUGGAAUUUUGUGGUGGCUAUUAAACAUAUCGUGGCACUUCGCAGUUGCCACAUGCCGUCCUGGUUCAAAAUGGAAUGACAGGGUACGGUAUUCACACUGGGGUGGAAAUAGCUUUUGGUCAAUGCUUUCAAUUUGUAUGCUCUUCCAACUGCUCCUUUUUGUUUAUAUUACACUAGGAGAAAGUAUGUGAGAGUAGCCAGUCUCUUACUUAUCGUUCUAUGUACAACUGCUGAUCAUUUUGCAUUGUGGAUUAUUUUAAUCUUUGUUGUAAGAAGUUAUGAAAUUUGUUUGCUCUAUGAUGUCUUGGUUUUUGAAAAUGAAACGCUGGUAGACUUCUAAAGCCGCUUUUUUUAAUUUACUGUUUGCCUUGAGCUUUCUUCAGAAUUUAAGGCAAUAAUUAGGUAAAAAUUCUCUAUCCAUUAUCUGAGUGAUGUUUUGGCAGCUUGUCAUGCAUUUUUUCAUAAAUUUUGAUAUUUUGGGCACAGUGUUGUUCACUGUGAUCAUUUUAAUCCAAUUGUUUUCAUUUGCCUGUUAUGUCAUAUUGACCAUCACAAUCAUAAACUUGUGUGAAUGCUUAUAAAACUUGUUAGUUGUAAUUAAUGUAUGUUAUGUAGAGUAAAUAACAGCUAAGUCCAGAUGCAUGAUGUUCAGUUCAACUAAAACUAGGUUUGUGAUAUUACCUUAAAGUUGCCAUUUGAAAUAGGGGACAUUAUGGCCUUUGUCUUUUAUUUACUUUAGAUAACUGGCUUAGCAGAGUUUAUAUGCGUUGUAAUAUUAGAGGAAACGCUGCAUAAAUGAAGCUCUAUGCUUUGUGGGACUUUCAAGCAUCUCUUUGGAAUCUUGUCUCGGUUGAUCCCUGAAAGGGUAAAGUAACCGUUCUGUACAUACCCUCUAUACAUUUUAGUAAUUUAUCUGGUUUUCAUUGAAAAAAUCUCUCAGAAUGUUUUGCUUUAAUAAUAAAAAUUAUGCUGAAAUGUCAAUGCAUAGUUGGUGGUGUAUUUAGAUAGAUAAUACAACUUUUUGUUUAUGUAUCUUCAAAAGAAUUACUAAAGUAUAUUGUGAAUGGGUUGUUAAAAGAAACAGUAGAACUUCAGGGUGCAGUCUGAAGAAAUUUGAGGCCUGGGGUCAGAAAAUCUGCUCAUUACUGUCAUAAUUGCAUCCGGUUUAGCUCUCUUCUACAUAUUUUGCAUCAAAUUGCCGUUUGGUCAUAAUUUACUAGAGAUGAAAUGCAACUGUUAAGUCUUUGUAAGAAAUUAUAUUAUUUUUCCCUUUAACAAUUUUUCUUGCAUUCACUAUUUGGGGCCAAAGAGAUUGACCUUUCUAAUUAAAAAAAAAAAAAAAAAAAGCUUUUGAGCGCACUAGUCGAAUGCACAAAAGAUUGUUUAUUAGCCGCAUUGUAUUAAUCUUUGGAAUCAGUGCAUAUGAUGGUAUGGGAUGGAGCGUUUGUUUUUGUGAAUUGUGAAAUAUUUUCAAGUUUCUAGGGUGAUGAGAAGAGGCUCUCCAUUUCUUUAUUUGCUCAUUUUGAAAUACAGCAGCGCUAUUAUUACAUGGCUUUGGCUUUUCGCUGCCCUUUCAAACAACUCUUUUAUUAUUAUUAUUAUUAUUUUGAGGCCAAAGAAAUGAUUCUGACUGAUUUUCAUGCUUGCAUUGAUUUGUAGUGUUAAGAUGAUAGUCCUUUUUUAAGUUUAUCAGAAUCUCACCCUUUUUUGGAAUGACAUUUACCAUGGAGUAUCUGUACCGUUUCCAACUGUUUGUAUUAAGAUCGACUCAUACGAAAUAGUUACAAUUCUGUAUUGUAUUACAUGUUAAAUUGGAGGUGCUAUUGUAUUGAAUGUGAUGUUAUAAGUUGGAGACACAUUCUAGUCAUUUGGACCCUUGAGUCCUUUGUCAAAUGGAAUUUUCCAUUCUUUUUUAUUUUAUAGCAAAUCUCUUAAGAGUAUAUAGGUUUCAAAGACUCAAUUAUUGUUUCUUUGGGAAGGCUUCAAACUCUUGCUUCAUGCUGGUUAGACCAAAUCUUUAUUGUAUUUAAAGAAGUCCUUUUGUGUAUGCUGUUUUUCAUAUGUAUGAAAAUCAGAGUUUUGCAUUUUUUAAUGUUACCAAACAACCUUUAAAUAAUGUUCUUUUGAAACAAACACUUGCUGGUUUUUGCAAUAACACACCACUACUACAACUUUAAAUCAAUUUCUGUUUAAAAUUGUUUUAACUAGUGCUGAACUUUAAAUUCUUUUAUCAUCUCAAUCGUCCUUUUUUUUUUUACAAGAGAAAAACAACACAAAUGGUUGAUUUUCCUUAAAUUUUCUUCUCUCAAUAGCUUUAAAUCUGCUUCUUGUCACAUUUUGUGCAAAAUCUAGGUAUGUGAAGGUAUGAAGAAGUAUUGAUACUUCAAUAGGCAAUCAUACCUUUUAUUGUCAUAUUUUGAUAAUGUUUUAAAUUUUUCAAAGAAUAUCUACAAAAUUUUUCUAGGGCAAGAUUGGGUACUUCAGUAUUCCCUCUAAAUGUGGUAGUGUAUUUUGUUUAGAAAACCCAGUUGACUCAUUACUUGUACUUAUCAUAUUACAGAUGAACAUUUUCAGAAUUACAUUGUAUACUAGAAUGUACAUGUGUGUGUUUUACUGAGCUGAUAGGAUUUGGUGCUCACACUGUCAGCCAAUGUUUUUUUGGGUAUUGCAAUGUUGACAUGAAUUUUUACUAUUCUAGUCUCAAUGCAAGAAACUCUCUUAAAAUAUAUGUACUUGUGAGUCGCGACGAUUAAAUCAGAAAAGUGUA